AUGUCCAAGCCAAGCACCAUGCGAGCCGUCGUGCUCAAGGGCGACUACGAUAUCGUCGUCGAAGACCGUCCUUACCCACAACUCCAGGACCCGACCGACGCCAUCCUCAAGGUCUCCAGCACAGCCCUCUGCGGCAGCGACCUCCACUUCUACCGCGGUCACCUCAAAUGCCCACCCAACUUCAUCUGCGGGCACGAGUUUGUGGGUGAGAUUGUGGAGAAGGGCGAUGCUGUGAAGAAGUUCCACAUUGGUGACAAGGUCGUCGUACCCUUCUACACAGCCUGCGGCGACUGCUACUACUGCGUCCGCGGCCAAGCAUCCCGAUGCGCAAAAGGCGAACUCUUCGGCAACUCCGCGCCCGCCAACACCAUCGACGGCGGCCAAGCCGAAUACGUCCGCUGCCCACUCGCCGACACCACCUUCGUCAAGACCCCGGCCGGCAUUCCCGAAGAGAUGCUGGUCCUGAUGAGCGACGUAUUCCCGACGGGAUAUUUCUCCGCAGCGCGAUAUCUGAAAAAUCUGCCACAGCGCGACCGGGACGAGUAUACUGUUGCUUGCAUUGGGUGUGGACCGGUGGGGAUUUGCGCUAUUACGUGUGCAUUGACUAUGGUUAAGACGGUGUAUGCUAUUGAUACCGUGCCGGAGAGAUUGGAGCAGGCGAAGGCAUUGGGUGCGAUACCGAUCCAUUUGAACGACAACCCCGUGCAGAAGAUCAAGGAUGCAUCGGGUGGACGAGGCGCAGACGUGGUCAUGGAAGUUGUCGGCCACGCAGACGCCUGGAACAUGGGCCUUGAGAUGAUCAGACCCUGGGGCGCCAUCAGCUCCAUUGGCGUGCACACCGAAAAAUGGGAAGUCAACGGCCUCAUGCUCUACGGCAAAAACGUCAGCAUGGCCUUUGGCCGGUGCCCGGUCCGCUCCAUCUUCGAAGAAGCACUGGCCCUUCUUGUACAGGAACAGAAGAAAGUCGCAUUCCUGUGUGGGAAGACGAUGAGUAUUGAGGAGGCGCCGAAGGCGUAUAGGGAUUUUGAGCAGAGGAAGGUGCAUAAGAUUGUGUUUAAGAUGGGGAGUAAGGAGGAGGUGGGGGAGGUGGAGAUUAGGGCGAAUGCAUGA
Messenger RNA from Fulvia fulva, 1110 nucleotides. Its product is annotated as Medium chain reductase/dehydrogenase ucsI. NCBI's taxonomy places the organism in Eukaryota, Fungi, Ascomycota, Dothideomycetes, Mycosphaerellales, Mycosphaerellaceae. The coding region runs from base 1 to 1110 and encodes 369 amino acids. Gene Ontology annotation, molecular function: oxidoreductase activity; zinc ion binding. The transcript has 4 exons. The record is from RefSeq and is a predicted model, not a curated record.